Molecule: messenger RNA, 1551 nt
Organism: Lotus japonicus
Lineage: Eukaryota; Viridiplantae; Streptophyta; Magnoliopsida; Fabales; Fabaceae
Product: putative 12-oxophytodienoate reductase 11
Exons: 4
Coding region: 112-1233 (373 amino acids)
Molecular function (GO): oxidoreductase activity; FMN binding
Source: RefSeq, a predicted model, not a curated record
ACGCUAUGACAUGCUUCUUCUCUCUUCUUCUUCUUCUUCUUCUUCUUCUUCUUCUUUUCAUUCAUUCAAUUUUCAAGGGAACAACACAAACAGUGCACCCACUGUGAAUCUAUGGCUUCUCCUACUCUUCCUCUUCCUGUGGAUCCCAAUAACCCUCUUAUUACUCCCUACAAGAUGGGUAACUUCAAUCUCUCCCACAGAAUUGUUUUGGCUCCACUCACCAGACAGAGAUCCUACAACAACGUUCCUCAACCCCAUGCUAUUCUCUAUUACUCUCAGAGAGCUUCCAAUGGAGGUCUUCUCAUCGCCGAAGCCACCGGUGUCUCCGACACUGCUCAAGGCUAUCCAGACACCCCCGGCAUUUGGACAAACGAGCAAGUCCAAGCCUGGAAACCUAUUGUCGAUGCUGUUCAUGCCAAAGGCGCUCUCUUCUUUUGUCAGAUUUGGCAUGUUGGAAGGGUUUCAAAUUCAGCUUAUCAGCCAAACGGGCAAGCACCCAUAUCUUCCACGGACAAGCCACUCAAACCGCAAGUACGGGCUAAUGGGGUUGAUGUAGUGCAAUUCACAACACCGAGGCGGCUGAGGACGGAUGAAAUUCCUCAUGUUGUUAAUGACUUCAGACUCGCUGCAAGGAAUGCUAUUGAGGCUGGUUUUGAUGGGGUUGAGAUCCAUGGGGCUCAUGGCUACUUGCUUGAGCAAUUUAUGAAAGAUAAAGUCAAUGACAGAACAGAUCAAUAUGGUGGAUCCCUUGAGAACCGUUGUCGAUUUCCUUUGGAAAUUGUUGAAGCUAUUACGAAUGAGAUUGGGGCAGAAAGAGUUGGAAUUAGAUUGUCACCUUAUGCAGAAUAUGCAGAAUGUGGUGAUUCAAAUCCUAAAGAAUUGGGGCUUUAUAUGGUUGAUGCUCUUAAUAAAUAUGGUAUUCUGUAUUGUCAUAUGGUAGAACCAAGAAUGAAAACUGUUGCAGAAAAGGUUGAAUGUCCUCACAGCCUGGUGCCAAUGAGAAAAGCCUUCAAUGGCACUUUUAUAGUUGCUGGAGGUUAUGACCGGCAAGAUGGGAUCAAUGCCGUAGCUGAAAACAGGGCAGAUCUCGUUGCUUAUGGUCGUUGGUUCUUAGCUAAUCCAGAUCUGCCAAAGAGAUUUGCACUUGAUGCUCCCCUCAACAAGUAUAACCGGGAGACUUUCUACCUCUCUGAUCCAGUUGUUGGUUACACUGAUUACCCAUUUCUGGAAUGAAGAAACCAAAGCUGCAGCCUACAAGGGUGGAACCUCCUGAUUUAAUAAGUUUUUCUUCCCUUGCACAUUCCUUAAUUGCAAUUUGGUUAGUCAUUGCAAUAGAAAUUAUGAUGCCUGAAAUUUUAUUAAUAUAUUCUUCAAACCCAGUUGGCAGAUCUUUUUUCAAAUGACGGAGGGCAUAUACAUAGCAUGUAAAACUUCUAUUGUGUGUGAUUAUGAGUUAUGCCACUGAAUACCAAUUAGUGCUGGGUCAAAGUUACUCAACUGAUUGUGCAAACACCAUAGACGCUUUGUGCUAAUAAGAGGACUGUUUCGUUA